CAGAAGGUCACAUGUAAAAGUAUUGUUCCAUUCUAAUUGAACGACUUGAUAAGCUUCUACAGUUUGGUAUCAGUUGCGCACAUAACAUCAUUGAAGGAAGAUUUAAUGCAUGACGUAUCAGACAUCAGUGGCGUCUAUGUAAUAAUGUAAAGUAUUUUAAUCGGUACUGGAUGCUCCGAUUCGUGUUCAUUAUUUUUUCAAACAACAGAAUCCUCGUGACAAAUCAGUCGGCUAUUUUCGUACUCAUCUAAUAAAGAGAAAUCACAAAAGUAAAUCUUUUACUUAACAUACAUAUAUAGGACUGAUAGAAGAUUCUAGAAGAAUGAACUAAAGGGACAUAUUCUAUUAAAGACAGUUAAGUGGUUAUUAAAAGAAUGUCUAUAUUGUCAAAUUCCACAAAGCAAGUGUUACAAAGUACACCACCUCUUUCAAUGGAAGUACAAGAUGUAGAUACCACAAAGAAACAGCAAAAAUGUAUUGGGACUGAUGGUAUAUCAAAUACACAAAGAGUAUGGACAAGUUUGAUAUCAGGUGCUAUUGCAGGAGCAAUAGCAAAAACAACAAUUGCACCUUUAGAUCGCACAAAAAUAAACUUUCAAAUUUCAAAACAACCAUUUUCGGCAAAACUGGCACUUCAAUUUUUAAUAAAAACUCUUAAAACAGAAGGAGUGCUGAGUUUGUGGCGUGGAAACAGUGCAACUAUGGUCAGAAUAAUUCCAUAUUCUGCUGUUCAGUUUACAGCUCAUGAACAGUGGAAAAGAAUUCUGGGAAUAAAUGGAUUAGAAAGAGAAAAGAUUGGACUGAAUUUUCUUGCUGGUUCCUUAGCGGGUGUAACAUCACAGGGCACUACUUAUCCAUUGGAUUUGAUGAGAGCAAGAAUGGCUGUAACACAAAAAACUGAAUACAAAACCUUGCGACAAAUUUGUAAACGUAUUUACAUGGAAGAAGGAAUAUUGGCCUAUUACCGUGGAUUUACUGCAACAUUACUUGGUGUCAUUCCUUAUGCUGGUUGCAGUUUCUUCACCUAUGAUCUACUCAGGAAUUUAUUGACUGUGUACACGGUGAAUAUUCCUGGCUUCUCGACAUCACUGAUUUGUGGCGCCAUUGCUGGAAUGGUUGGUCAGACCAGCAGCUAUCCUAUGGACAUCGUUCGGAGAAGAAUGCAGACCUCAGCAAUCAAGGGUCAGCACUAUCACACAAUUAGCUCAACCAUCAUGAAAGUUUACAAAGAAGAAGGUAUAAUGGCCUUCUAUAAAGGAUUAAGCAUGAACUGGGUGAAAGGCCCAAUUGCUGUAGGAAUUAGUUUUGCAACACAUGAUACAAUUCGUGAUACAUUAAGAAAAUUUAUUGUUUGUCACAGUACCUCAUCAAAAACAUAAAAAUAAAAUAUUAUGUGCAGUUAGAAAAAAUAAACAGAAAUGGAUAAUUAUCCAUUAAUA
Messenger RNA from Eufriesea mexicana, 1439 nucleotides. It is a transcript of the gene DPCoAC, whose product is annotated as dephosphocoenzyme A carrier. Gene Ontology annotation, biological process: transmembrane transport. The record is from RefSeq and is a predicted model, not a curated record. NCBI's taxonomy places the organism in Eukaryota, Metazoa, Arthropoda, Insecta, Hymenoptera, Apidae. The transcript has 8 exons. The coding region runs from base 375 to 1379 and encodes 334 amino acids.